Molecule: messenger RNA, 4338 nt
Organism: Aplysia californica (California sea hare)
Lineage: Eukaryota; Metazoa; Mollusca; Gastropoda; Aplysiida; Aplysiidae
Source: RefSeq, a predicted model, not a curated record
CCGGUGAGCUUUGCUGUGUGUUCUGUUGUUCUCCCUGAGACUGGCCAGGUCAACUUGAGCCAGACUGUCCUCCCGGCAAGCUCACUACGUCAUCAAAAACACUCUGCUGCAGACGACGACUAGCGUCACUUUCAAUUUUCUCAAAACGAAGCGGCGUCUCCUGAUUAUCCGAUACUGCUUGGCUUCCAUUGUUUAUUCGGUACUGUAUAUACUGGAUACUUUUGGCUUCCACUGUUUAUUCGAUAUUACCUGUAUUCCACGGGAUAAGCCUACUGGAUCUUGUUGGACCUUCUUCGAAUUACUCGGUCAGCGCUUGUAAGUCUUCGUGAACAAACUUUGAUUAUUAUCUCUUCUUUCGGAUUACUACUCGAUUGUACUCAGACGGAUACAAAAUUUGUCCCUUCAGUAGAAAUGAGUGGUAUCGGUUCGAGCUGGCCGCAGUAAUGAUCGACAUCGACUCGGCUGUGUGUACCCGGAUAUCCGCGCUGUCGACUUGAGUUCGCCAGCCCUUUCCCUUCGAUGUCGAAUCGUAAGGGUUCGCUGUCUGAGCCAGCCCCAGCCGACACCGUCGCCGCCCCGCGCCCUCACGUCUGCACGGGCGUACCCUUGAGCUGACCUUGACCUCGAAACAAUGAACAAGAACAAGAAAAAAGGAACCCGGAAAAAGAAAGUGAAAACUGAUGGAGGAGGGGAAGAGCAACCUCCUGAUGGAGCAGCAGCAUCAGCCGGAGGGGAAGGAGGAGGAGGAGGAGGACAGAAUGAGAAACCGUCCUCUGCUCAGUCUGGGUCUGGCAAGCCGUUAUCCGCUGGGAAAAGACAGAAGAAGGAAAAGAAGGAGGAGCAAAAUUUGAUUGAUCUGAAAGUUCAAGAGAAGGUGGUGAGCAUGAUGGGGGUGAAUGGAGAGAGGGGAAAGGUCAAGGAGAAGCUGCUGGUGGACUUCUUCAAGGAGAACACGGACAAGUGGUACCCGGACAUCGGGGUCACGACCUUCAGGGUGCCGCCCAUUCACAUCAACAAGGGAAAGGAGGAAGGCUCCUCCGGAAAGAAGGGCAGUGGCGGCGGGGGUGCAGGCGGAGGAGGUUUCUGCCAGCACCAGAUCACGGACGCCCGCGGAGACCGUGCCCACGUGUUCCUCCUGGAGGUGGUGGAGUACCUGAGCCAUGCCCACCUGGAGAGCACGCCGUACGGGCCCAUGUUUAUCAUCUCCUCGUACCAGUACGACAACUACCUGUCGCGGCUCAAGCACAAGAUCGAGGCGGAGGGGGAGGAGGCCAUUCACUUCCCUGUUGGCUCGGGCUACGACAGAGGGGAGAUCGACAUCAUGAUUGUGGAGAAGCGGAGGGUGAUUUUUAUACAGAUCAAAUCUGUCGGAGACAACUUCGACGAAUUUGCUUCCGACAUCACCAAAAAGAUCGGGGCGGUAUCCAACGCGGUGAGUCGAGCUCAGACCCAGCUGACCAGGGACGUGAAAGUGUUCCAGUAUGUUCUCAACGACGUCAUCGAUCAGGACGACUUCCAGCUGGUCAAGAUUGUGGCGCUUCCCAACCUGGACAGCAGUUGUGUGGAGGAGGGUCGCAAGUUGUGCCCGGUGUUUGCUGAAUUGAUUAAGAAGCAAGAAGAAGCUGGCAUUCUUCACCUCUACAAGGACUCCAUGCCCAGCCAGCGACGGAACUUCCAGCAGGAUUUUGACUCGUGUAAAUUCAAGAGCUGGUGGAUCACCAAUGUCCUGAAAACAGAUGAGGCUACUUUUAAGAAGGUCGUUGAAAGUGGAAAGUUGGCAUAUAACGAAGAAGAAGAGGAAUCUGCUCUGGGCCCUAGUGCGACAGAUAUGACGGAGGAAGCGAGUUCAACCCCUCUUACUCGCCUCGAGAAAGUGAAGAUUAUUGCCGGCAGAUACGUGGGCAUCAUCUCCACGGUGCGGGUGUGCAACUCCAACUCGAGCUCGCUGCGUAUGGAGGUGCGUCGACGAGGCCAGGGCGUGGUGUUCACCCACGAGAAGUUCUCCGAGAUUGUCCUGACCAAGGAGCAGAUGGAGCACGCCUGCAUGGACUACAGGCUGGGCUAUCUCUGCGGGCCGCCUGGCUCGGGGAAGACGGUCGUUCUGGCUCAGAAAGCUAAGAGGUGGAUCACCGACAACCUGUCUGGCGCGGGGGCGGCGGACGGUGGGUACCGCUGUGUGGUGGUGGUCAAUAUGUACCGCGGGGACAAAGGUCGGGCCAUCGGCUUGCAGCUGGUCAAGUCCAUCACGUGGGCGCCGGGGGAAGAGGAGCAGAAGCGAUUGGCCGAACAUUGUCUGCAGGCUGCCAUUGAUGUGGACAACUUCAAAAGAGACAAGUUUGUCCGCUCUGUAAAGAGAAAGUGGCCGGAGGACAAGACGAACUGUGGUGCUAAUAUUCUGUUCUUGGUGGAUGAGACCUAUGUAAAAGAUUACUGGAUCGAGGUCUUUAACAGCCUGAUGGAGGAGUUUCCACAGAGCAGUGUUUGGUGUGCUGGGCUGUACGGCUCCAAGCCAGAGGACUUCACAGAAAUGAAACUGACCAAAGUAAUCCGAUGUCCUCCCAAAGUCCAGCAGCUUCUGCAUCACAUCGACUGGGAUGAGGAGAGGAAGAAAUGUUAUGUGCGGGACAGCACGGCAGAGUCGUUCAUCACUGACGGGCCGGACAUCCUCACCGUCAGACAUAGGCUGCACCCCAACUCGGAGGCCAUCUUGCCUCAUAACUGUCGGCACUGCGGCCAGGAGCUGGUGUACGUCUUGAGAGACAAACUCAACGUGAAGAAGUCGGACCAGGUCCAACAGGUGGAGGACCUGCAGAUCUGGACGGCCAAAACCUCCAACAUUCUCAUUCUAGUCAACAUGCCCAAGACAGACUAUGAUGCAGACGAGAAAGGAUUCUGGGACACGACUAAGGAGAAGUACGUGGCCCACAUGAAGAAGAUUGAGAGUUCUCCGAUGUUGGCCGAGCUCCAGGCGGCCGGAUACAACACACGAGUCCACACCGAACUCUCGUGUCCCGAUCUAGUCAACAAGGCACACAAUGAGGUCAUCAACGUGACCUGGCUCUUCACAUACCAGGGUCUGGAGAACAUGAUCAUUGUCUACCUACCCGGCGACCCUGCUCUGACCCCGGAAAUGGCCACCGACGAAAAUUUCACCAACCCCAAACGGAACAUUCCUUGUCCCGGCUUGCAUGCAAAGUUGGAAAGAGAAGACGGGAGGGGAGAGUUUACCGCUGAUGGACCUAGUGCCGCAUCCUCUGGGACUGCGUCUGAUUCACUUAUGUACAGGUCUGAAAAUGCUCCUGUUAACGUGCCUGCAGACGCGUCUGCUUCGUUUUCAAACACAUCUGAGAAUGUAGUAUUUGCUGAUCUGCCAGAAACAAACGGUGACCACUCUAGUCCAGCUCCUCCGAGUGUGGAGUUCAAGAUGCCAAGUAACGUUACCUAUCAGGAAAAGGAUUUGGAAAGGUACACGAGGUGGGAUAAAAAUAACCUCUUUAUCUCAGCCUCUCGAUGCACGUCACAGCUGAUUCUGAUUACGCGUUGAGAAAGAGCUCUUUGAUGAACCAUUUCUGUUCCUUUCCUUUACCAGAGGUAACAACUAUGUGGGCAGUGCUGGCCCUGAAUAUAUUAUACGACACAAAGGUUUUCUAAGGUACUUGGCCACGUAUAUUUAUACUCUGCUUCAAGAUUUUACAUGAGACUUGUAAUGAAUAGCUAUUUACAGGUGUCAGAGUCUAGACAUUUUUGAAUAAUGGAAAAUAAUAUUCUCUUUUAUGGUUCUUCUUGGGGCAAUGAAAUCGAUUUCAAAUUGAUUUGGAAGUAAUAUAAAUCUCUGAGAUGUGAAAGGUAAAAUGUGAAUGGCCAAAAGUUUUUUUCAUAGCCUCAAAAAAAGAAUGGCGCUAAAAAAAUAUUUUCAAAAAUGUAUAUUAACUAACAUUUUAAUGCUGACGUUAAGAUUUACUCUCUUAUUUGACAGUUUUUGUGCUUUGUUAUACCUUGCUUUUUACAAGGUUUGUUUUAAUCAAGAUUUUCUGUGCUGACAUUUUUUAGAAAUUUCAUGAGAGCAGCUUGAUGAUAAAUAAUGGCUUUACCGAAGAAAUUGCAAGUAGACCAACGGUAUCUUUUGCUGUCAUCUUAAAUAUCACAGCUUACAUCUAUCAGAUUUUCUCUUGACAUCUGUUUUUUUCUUUCCUCUUAAAUACUCUAAAUACUGGAGAUUUUCUAUAGAUCAUGUUCAUGAAUUGAAAAUCGGAACAGAAAAAAAAAAGAGAAAAUUGCUGCUUUUUCUAUUUUCUUCAAAAGAAGUCAAUGAAUUAUUGUUGUUGUUAUUUUACCCAA